This is a messenger RNA of Amaranthus tricolor (Joseph's coat), 3349 nucleotides long. RefSeq lists its product as uncharacterized. The transcript has 4 exons. The record is from RefSeq and is a predicted model, not a curated record. Gene Ontology annotation, molecular function: zinc ion binding. NCBI's taxonomy places the organism in Eukaryota, Viridiplantae, Streptophyta, Magnoliopsida, Caryophyllales, Amaranthaceae. Bases 25 to 1266 code for a protein of 413 amino acids.
CUUCCAAGGUACCUGCAGGCGUUAAUGCAAUCUAAUCCAGAAACAGUGGUGCAAUGGGAAGUCCAACCGACAAUGGAUCCUACCAGAGUGAUGUUUAAGCGAAUUUUUUGGGCUUUCGGACCAUCCAUUAAGGGUUUUCCCCACUGCCGUCCCCUUAUUUCUAUAGAUGGUACACAUUUGUACGGAAAGUACAGAGGCACACUUAUGAUUGCUAUGGCGAUAGAUGCAAAUUCUCAGUUGUUCCCACUUGCCUUUGCUGCUGUGGAGGGAGAGAGCAACGACACAUGGAGUUGGUCCUUGGAAAGUAUAAGGCAUUAUGUCACUAAGAGGGAUGACUUAUGUGUUAUAUCUGAUCGUCAGAAGGGAAUUUUGCAUGCAAUGAAUAGAGUUGGAAAAGGUUGGAAAGAACCAUUUGCAUUCCAUCGGUUUUGUAAACGUCAUCUAGCUUCGAACGUGCAUAAGAAGUUCAAAAACAUAGCAGUCAAAAACUUAUUUAGAAAAGCUUCUGAACAGAUAAAGAUAGGGAAAUAUAAUUUCUACAUGAAUCGCCUUAAAGAGUUUAAAGAGGACGCGUAUAAGUACUUAGUGGAUGAUUCUAUUCGUGAGCGCCAAUGGACUUUGAUUCAUGACGGUGGGCAUCGAUAUGGAGUGAGAACUAAAAACAUGUCUGAAGCGUUCAAUGGCGUAAUGAAGGGGGCCAGGUCACUCCCAAUCACUUCAUUGGUUAGGAUGACAUUCUUCCGAGUUAACGAAUACUUUGCCACAAGGAGUGAUUUAGGGAGAAACAGAUUAGACAAUGGACAUGUGUAUGCCAAGAAACCAACUGAUACGAUUGAUAAGAAUGCUGAAAAAGCACGCUUUCAUGAUGUUAGGAUAUAUGACACAGUGCGUGGGAUAUUUGAGGUCACCACUGGUUGUGGUAACAGGAUAGCAGGAAAAGGUGGAAAAUCCUACAUGGUUGACCUCACAGAAACAUUAUGCUCCUGUCAGAAACUAACCAUCUUCAAGUUACCGUGCUCACAUGUUCUUGCAGUAUGUCGAGCUCGUAACAUAUCGUAUGAUGCUUUUUUGUGGACCCUUCGUUUCGCACUACAAAAUACGUAUCGACAUAUAAGAAGACUUUCAUGCCUGUUCCAGACAUGUUCACCUGCGAUCCUUGGAACGGUUUACAAUUGUUCCAGAUCCCUCAACGAAGCGUGGAAAGGGUUGUCCGCAAUCAACUCGUAUACGAAACGAAAUGGAUGCACCGUUGACGCGUCCUCGUAACACAUGUAGCUUUUGUGGAUUUAGGGGUCAUAAUAAGAAAACAUGUCCUCGUAGGUCAACAAAGUAUGUUUUUUUUUAUAUUUUGUUAUAUCAUGUUGAUUAACGUAAUAUUUAUAUGAUUUUUAUAACACUUACGUAUGUAACAGCGAUCAUGGCGAUGCCGGGCCCAGUUGAUCUAUCAGUGCUUACGCUACAGGCAACACACAGGAGCAUAGCUAUGUGAGAGGGCUCCACUGCCCAAUUGGUUACUCGUCAGCACUACCAGGCGAGUACGUUACAUUGGGAGGUGGAUGACAGGGUAUUAGAGGUAGUCGAACUAGUUGGUUUCAGAUACAUUCACAGGUUGUUGGGCGGGGGCUUAGAGCUCGAUCGAGCUCUUAUCACUGCAUUGGUGGAGAGGUGGAGGCCGGAGACUCAUAUCUUCUACCUCACAGUUGGCGAGGCAACGAUCACGUUGCAAGAUGUGGCAGUUAUAAUGGGACUGCCCAUUGAAGGACAAGCAGUGAUAGGUCAUGGAGAGGGAAAUUGGCCAGUAUUAGUUCAUGAGCUACUAGGGGUUUGGCCUGAAAACCCUCAAGACCCCACACAGCCGAAGAUCAUCGUUGGAUAGUCAUUGAAGCUGACUUGGUUCCGGGAGCAUUUUAGCGCGCUACAAGAUGACGCGGAUGAUGUUACGGUUGAUAGACAUGCGCGAGCGUACAUCUUGUACCUGUUUGGAUGCAUCUUGUUUCCAGACAAGAGCGGUGACUCGGUGCAAUUGAUCUAUCUCCCUCUACUGGGAGCUUGGAGCGCGUAGAUGAGUAUAGUUGGUGAAGUGCUACCCUAGCGUAUCUGUAUCGUAACUUAUGUCGAGCAUCAUGUAAGGGUGCCAAGGACAUUGGUGGCUGCUUGAUGUUGUUACAGAUAUGGUCAUGGGAGCAUAUUCAUAUAGGGAGGCCCAUUAUUCGAACGAUUCGACCCGAUGGGCAACAUGAUCGAGAAGAUGACGCGGAUGAUUUUGAACCGGUGUUAGGUUCACAUCAUCGUCGCGGGAUGGAUCCUUUAGCAGUAAGCUGGCUUCGCGUAUAUCUUUCGAGAUCCCACUCCCCACAUACUCUCGUCUACUACAGAGACGCACUUGAUCGACAACGGGACGAGCAGAUGACAUGGCAACCUUACACAGCGGCUAAGAUGGACGCUCUGCCGCACAUAUGUACAUCGGGCCACGAGAUUUGGAGAUCGCGUUGUCCACUUAUUUGCUUUGACAUCAUCGAGCUACAUCUCCCGGAUCGUGUCAUGCGUCAAUUCGGUUUGGAGCAGGUUAUUCCGCAAGCCUGUGACACCUAACCUCAACUACAUGCGAUCGAUCGGAGGACUAGGGACAAGAACUACCUCGUACGACAUAGAUCGCAUGUAGAUGCGUGGAAUGACCGAGCAUCUAGAUUGGUUCGAGGAGAUAACUUCACAGGUCAUAGCUCUUCUAUGUAUAUGAGUUGGUACAUGCGUAUCUCCAUAUUACGCCUAACGAACACCACAUUUGUGUAGCCAGGAUCACAUUACCAUCCGACAUCUACGUUACUGGUUGAGCGCAUCAAAUCGGUGCUCAUACAAUGCAAUGACACGAUCCAAGGGGCCUCUACAUCGCCAGUUGAUGUGGGGUAUUGGCUAUGUUCUCAACCCGUCGUUGACCGAUGCAUUAAGUCAGGCGGGUUAUGAGUACCUCAUACCGACUCCACCUGUCAUUGGCGAGGUAGAUGACACAUUCCACACUCCUUUUCCACGGAGUUUAGCCCACCGAGGUAGCUCUUCCGGAGGAUUUAGUUCUCGGCCCACAAGAGGUCGCCAGCGUUCAUCUACUCGAGGUCGGUCUUCCAAAUCGCCAUCGACAUCCGGUACUAUGUCGCCAUUCGUUCCUCCAACUUCCAUCACCGCUCCUUCUCCACAUUUAUCGCCUCCGCAAAGGAUCAUCACAUAUCAGCGUGCUAGUCAACGACGAGCUCCUGCUCUUAAUGUCAUUGCGGAGGUUGACGAGUUCACACCAUCCUCAUCCACCGGUGCGCAAAACAAAAGGGGUCGGGGGUUGUAGUUUAACAAACUUUGUAUA